This is a messenger RNA of Cladocopium goreaui, 639 nucleotides long. The record is from the annotation of a GenBank genome assembly. Lineage: Eukaryota; Dinophyceae; Suessiales; Symbiodiniaceae.
AUGCCUCAAAUUUCGCGCCGCCCAUUUCUCUCAGGGCUUGCUUUAUGGAUGGAGCCGGAUCGCUGGAUCUGUGUGGUUCCGGACGAAGGUCCUCUCCCAGCGACGCUGCAUGCAUUGGGCGUGCGAAUGGUGGGAGAAGUGCGGGGACAGGAAUUGGACUCCUGGACACUGCGGGCAAACGUACCUGUGGUGAACUCGAAGUCUCCAGAGUUGUGGGGGUGGAUGCCUUUUCCCAAAAUGAUGGAUCUUCAAAAGCUGCUACAUGCUGUGCCCGUGGAUAGCCUCACCGGCCGAGUCGUCCAUUCCUAUGGCAAGCACCAGGGCCCCAUCGAGGGCGCUCUGGCGGAGGCCUUCGGCUUCACGGAAGAAGCGCGGCGCGUGAUGCGCUUCGGAGAGCUGGAGAGGAUCUUCAGGGCUGUGGAGAUGCAGGACCAGAACACAGAAGUUCGCCAACGCCUUCAGGAAGCCACAAGCCUUCUGAAAUGCUUCGGCAAAGAGAGUCAUGGCUCUGUGUGGUUUGAAGGGGCAAUCAGCGCUCCGACCCUCUAUUUUGCCAGAAAUCGCGCUGGCUACAUUCUCGCUAUACUUGGGACGGAAGUGUCGCGCUCUACAUCAGCAACACGUUGCACUAUACUCUGA